CAAUAAUGCAAUGAUCCAUUUGGUUGAAAGAACUCUUUAUUUUAAAAUCCACUUAUUUUCGCAUAAGUACUUAUUAUUGGCGGACGAUUGUUGAUAGCAUCACUGUUGCACCACUUCCCAAAUUCUCCGGCCGACACCGAUAUGAGUAGCCGAUAAAGAAUACGAUUCUACUUCAUGCCACUGAUUUUGAUUCCAGGAAAGUAAUUCAGAAAAAAAGGGAAAUGACUGAUGAGCAGCAAAAUCUCAAUCGGGAGACCCCUGCAGUUUUUAAUUUUCUAUUUCUUGUUGUUGCUUCUCCGAUCAAUUCCAGGACUGGCAAACAGUACAUCAACAUCAAUUUCCAAGAAUGAAACGGAAACUGUGAGUAAGAGGUCAUCUAGUAGAUCUGUGGGAUUGGAAUUAGUUCUUAUAUGCCUUGGGCUGUUGGCUGCAGUUGCAUUUUCUGUUUUCUUGGUCAGACUGUGGCAAAGGAAGAAGAGAGAGGAGCAACACUCACGUCUUCUAAAACUUUUUGAAGAAGAUGAUGAGCUCAAAGUCGAAUUUGGCAUCCGUGAUUGAGAUAGGAUUUCUUGUUUUUUAUACAGAAGUAAUUACCGGAGGUUCGAUUCAACUCCGAUUCUCUUUCUUCACGUUGUAGAUGCUUCUUCUUUUGAGGUUAUUCAUAAUAGGCAAUUUAGUUACAUUCUUAAUUUCUAAACGCUUAUGUGACUCAGAUUGUUCAAAAUGUUUUACAUAUGAUAAAUCCACUAAGGUCUUAAC
Molecule: messenger RNA, 759 nt
Organism: Olea europaea var. sylvestris
Lineage: Eukaryota; Viridiplantae; Streptophyta; Magnoliopsida; Lamiales; Oleaceae
Exons: 2
Coding region: 229-558 (109 amino acids)
Source: RefSeq, a predicted model, not a curated record